Orbicella faveolata is the source of this 3222-nucleotide messenger RNA. RefSeq lists its product as uncharacterized. Lineage: Eukaryota; Metazoa; Cnidaria; Anthozoa; Scleractinia; Merulinidae. The record is from RefSeq and is a predicted model, not a curated record.
ACGUUCUUUGUUUGAAAGUUUCUUUGAGUAUUUGUAUAGGCCAAAGUUUCCAAAUACCUGUCUUUUUGCUAACGGUAAACUUGGGAAAUCUAACCACUCAAAGAAUUUAGCUAAUAGCGCGUUUUGAAUAGAGUCAACAUCUUCAAGAAGACAUGUAAUAUAUCAGUUUUAUUCAUUCAACUUUACAUCUUUUGAUUUCUAGUUUCAUUUGCCAGAUUGCGGUAGUCAGGAAGGUGUAGGUCUCAGCAUUCAGUAAUCGGGUUACCGGUUCUUUAGCCCCCAAGUCGAUUAGCCCAUAGCCGGUUAAAUAAAGAACGACAAACAGACAGUGUUUUGGACUUCUAGUUGGGGGCUAAAUGAUUGAGGAACUAAUCGGCUCCGGGCCUAAACGAACGGUUACCUAGUAAUCGUUUCUCAGUAGGUCAGUGCCCGUUCUGUGCACACUAGCGACAUAACAACAUUAUGACAUCACGACAUAGUCGCUCAUAUCGGUAAUGUGAACAUCGACUUAAAGACAUAUAUAAGGAUAGGUGAAGAGAUGACUUAAAGAAAUGCACGAAGAAACACUUAUUGCAAUUGCAAUAAUUCUGUUUCUUUUCUUCGACGACGGAAAACAAAAGGAAAAAUUGCUAGAAGAAAAGAGUGGAUGCACCCGAUCUUUCAACAAGAAGCUAGGAGAACACAAAGCCAGUGCCACAACCUCAUUAGAAGGUUUCGUUUAGGUAAUGAGAAUAUUGUUUCAGGUAAACGAAAUUAACGUUCCUGACCACACUUGAUAAUCGCCGCCAUUUUGAAAACAGUGCUGGUGGCAGUCUGGGUUCUACAAUUCUUGCGUCGCUCUGAUUAGUUCUUUGUUAUGUUGCUAUGUCGAUGAUGUUCACACUUGCUUUAACAGAAACAUAACGCCAUAACGACAUAGACGUAACGACAUAAGGAAAAUUUCAAUUUUUUCCCUAUGUCGUUAUGUUGCUAUUAUGAUGUUCACCCUGUCAACAUAACGACAUAAAGUCCUUCAUAUGUCAUUAUGCUAAUGUUGUUAUGUCGCUGGUGUGACCUGGGGCUAACAGGUACUGCCAUCUUUAUAUCUGGCCGUGAUCUUCCAAUGUUUUGUUUUUGGUUUUUUGCAGUUCCCGGAAAAUCUCGAGAAUGGGAGGGGCUAUUUAUAAGGACAACGCAGCCAUCGAAUACGAAGAACGCAAUAUCUACUUGAACUCUAUCCGAACACUUGGCAGACUCGAACCAACGCGGCCAAUCACUCUCCACCAAAAGGCGCUUUUCCUAUUAUGGUUGUCGAUCAUCUUUCUUUGGGUCACGCUGAAAACCAAGCGUUACAUUCUAAAGUGGCGUGACAAGUGGAAAGCUAAGCAGAUGGAGGAUGAAGAGAAAGAUUUGGCCGAGAAAGAGAAGGACAACGUGCUGAUAUCUGUGUAUCCAGUUUCUAAACCGCCGUCCGUGUCGCGAUUUGGUCGCGGAGAUGCGUCAGAGGAAAGUAAGGGUACUAGAGGACUGUUUGAGAAACUUCUUGAAAGCGACCCGGACCAACCAUCAUUUGAAGAGUUUUUAACCAAAGCUGUCGUCUUUGGCGCAAUAAUGCUUUAUUUCUGGUUAUGUGAUUAUCAACAUAUAUGGCCCAAGACGCAUAAGCAGUACUCCAGAGACAUCUUUGUUUUUUUGUUUGCUCUUCUGGUUAUCGUGGCCUUUGUUUACACUAUUCGUAAAACACCUGAGAAACUCGUCAACAGAGAUCAGACUGAAGAGUGGAAAGGCUGGAUGCAGGUGCAGUUUGUGUGGUAUCAUUAUUUUGAUGCUCAAGAAGUGUUCAAUUCCAUCAGAUGCUAUAUUGCUGCCUAUGUAUGGAUGACGGGAUUUGGUAAUUUUUCCUAUUUCUGGAUAAAGAAAGACUAUUCACUGUUCCGCUUGUUAAGGAUGAUGUUUCGCCUCAACUUUUUGGUCGUCAUGGUGAUGGCAGUGACCAAUCACGAGUUUGUUCGGUAUUACGUAUGUGCUAUGCACACAUACUGGUUCAUUACAGUUUACGCCAUGAUGUCGGUGUUCAAGAGAUACAAUGAUAAUCGUUACGUCAUGGCAGCGAAGUUUGUAAUCUAUCUGGUGAUCAACACGUUAAUAUUUGAUAUUCCUGGUGCUUCAUACAAAGUGUUCUGGCCUUUCCAGUUUAUAUUAAACGUCAAAGGAAACUUGAGAUAUUGGGUGUACCGUUCCACGCUCGACCACUGCGCUACAUGGGUGGGUAUGCUGUGUGCAUAUAACUACCCGUACAUCGAGAAGUUUCUUCUCUACUUAGACAAAAAGCACGAAAAUCGGCGCGCGGAGCAAGUGGCCCUGCUUCUAAAAAUCUGGAUCACCGUAGCCUUGUUUGGUGUGUUAGUGAUCUGGUUUCAUUUCAUCUUGAUGCAAGAGAGGCAAUUUUACAUGGUCAUACAUCCGUUCACCUCUUGGAUUGUCAUCCUCAUUUAUCUCUGGUUCAGGAACAUGCAUCCUGUUCUCCGUUCUCAUUAUCUUGGCCUCUUCAGCUGGCUUGGAAAAAUCACCCUGGAGACUUACCUUUCUCAAAUUCACAUCUACAUGAUUGGCGACGCACAGAAGAUCCUGAUCUACAUACCAAGAUAUCCCAUGUUGAACUUCAUGUUAGCCUCCGUGAUCUAUGUCGCUGUCUCGUACGUGCUCUUUUACCAGACGCUGUUUUUUAACACCUAUGUUUUUCCUAAGAACAUGGGAAUUAUUUGUAAGAAUCUCAUCGUGGGUUCAGUAUGGUUAGGACUCUGUUAUUCGAUCUCUUUUUUACUCAACCUUGCGGGAAUCUGGUAAAUUCUCAUCUGCAUUCCUUGCUUUCCUUGCUUUUACACGUUUUCCUAACAUAAGCUUAUUUAUAAAAUAUAAAAGGGUAAAAAGUAUAAAGAAUUUUCUAAAAAACGAACGCUUUCGCUUUUUUAAGGGUGAAGGCAUCAUUUGUAUUUGUAAAUACAACAUGAAUGAACUUUGUCCAAGUGUCGGAAUGUUUAGGUUAAAUAACUAAUUGUGGACACUCAAAAAAUGAAUAGAUAAAUGAAUAAGAGAUAUACAUUUGUACACAGUUUGUGCGGCGCGCUGUCUAAUUAAAACUUUUGGAUUAGCUACCGAAAAUUUAGCUCUAAGAAGGGUUCCAAGCUCUCGAUCAGAAGGACGUUUUUUACAUCACUGGAUCUCCUAAAUAUAAGCUGUUAA